Messenger RNA from Lepisosteus oculatus (spotted gar), 7092 nucleotides. The record is from RefSeq and is a predicted model, not a curated record. NCBI's taxonomy places the organism in Eukaryota, Metazoa, Chordata, Actinopteri, Semionotiformes, Lepisosteidae.
CAGGCGGUGCUCAGCUGUCAGUGUGUCUGCGGCGCUGCUCUGUCCGCGUCUCUCGGUCUGUCUCACCCCUCUUUCAGCAUUUUUAUUGCCUCUGAAAUUUUGCUUGGCCCCCCACUAGACUCCGGGCUGCGAGCACUCGGACUGCGUUCCAAGUAUCAGAGCGCCCUCCUGCCCAGAGUAGACAGGACGUAGCCGCAGAACAUCAGAAGGACAGAUUGUGAGGCAGGCUGUCUGGAACCGGAGGUCAGCGUGGUCAGAACCCUAGGCAGCACGGAUAUUCGAAGCCGGAGACAGAAGGCCUCCCCAGCAGCACCAAGCGCCUCCCUGUAACACAUCGCAGUAGUCGACUUCCUGAGGAAGUUGAAAGAAGAGGAGGAAAAGCAGAAGGAUGUCUCUCAAGGUCCAGGCCAGCAACAUCACGAACAAGAACGACCCCAAGUCCAUCAACUCGCGGGUCUUCAUCGGGAACCUGAACACGGCCGUGGUCAAGAAGUCAGACGUGGAGACCAUCUUCUCCAAGUACGGCCGCGUGCUGGGCUGCUCCGUGCACAAGGGCUACGCCUUCGUCCAGUACGCCAGCGAGCGGCACGCGCGCGGCGCCGUGCUGGGGGAGAACGGCCGCGUGCUGGCCGGGCAGACUCUGGACAUCAACAUGGCCGGGGAGCCCAAGCCCAACAGGCCGAAGGGCCUGAAGAGAUCGGCCGCAGCUCUGUACAGUGGGUACGACUUCGACUACGAUUACUACAGAGAUGACUUCUACGACAGGCUGUUCGAGUACCGAGGCCGCGUGUCCCCGGUGCCCCGUGUGGUGCCCGUGAAGCGUCCCCGCGUCGCCGUGCCCCUGGUGCGCAGGGUGAAGUCUCUGCCCGUCAAGCUGCUCGCCCGCUCCGCCGCCAUCGCCAACAGCUCUGCCAAGCAGAAGUUGAAAUCCAAUGAACUCCAGGCGAUCAAGUCCGAGCUCACCCAGAUCAAGUCCAACAUCGACGCCUUGCUGGGCAGGCUGGAGCAGAUCACCGAGGACAAGCACAGCGCCACAGAGAUGCGGAAGGCGGAGGAGAGCAAGAGCGAGGUCUCGCAGGACGACUCGGCGUCGGAGGCGGAGGAGCUGACGGAGGAGCCGCUGAACGGAGACGGGGAGGAGGGCGACGAGGUCACGCAGGACGAGUGCGAGGAUGACAUGAAAUGUGUGUACCGUUCCAUGAGCAGGGCUGGAGACCGCAGCCCCGCAGCCCCAGCCACCCCAGGCAGCGACAGCCCUGCCUCUGAAGGAGGCUCAAGAUGGCCGCGGCGCUCACUGCAGCCCUCAGGAGAGCAAUCACCUAUCAGAAAUGGAGUCAAUCCUACAAUAAAAGUCAGCAGGGAGCUGGGAAAGAAUGUCAACCGGAAACGAACUGUUUUAGUACCACAGGCAUCGCAGCAACAGACAACCAAGGGGGGCCGUCAAAACUUUAUCUACAGCCUCCUCCACGACCGACGCACCAGCCUUCCAAAGAGUGGGAGGCCAGCCUGGCAAACCGUUCUACUGCCAGACCCAGCGAGCAACGCGACUUCCCGGGAGCGCUGGGGAAAAACAGCGGCAAGUUUUCAAAAAAAAAAAGUAAUAAACUCAUGGGGUUCAAAAGAUACUUCAAAAAGAACAUUUGAAACUUUGGAUUAGCGUUCUCAAAGAAAAAGGACUGAAGUUUUAUGAGUGCUACUGAACCUUAGCAAUGUGAAGACCCUCACUUCACUCCUCCCUCGUGUUUUUUCAUGAUCUUUGUUUUAUUUAUAUAUGCUGAUCUUAAAUAGAUGAAAAAAAGUAUGUUAUUUUUAAUUACUUGUGCAUAUUUCUCUGCUUGCACUUUCAAGACUGCAAGAGAUCUUUACAGAUGUAAAUAAAUAAAAAACAGUGAUGGCGUGGCCUGUCUGUGCAGCCGAGCUGCAGGCAUGCUGGGAGCUGUCACGGACCUGUUCCUCGGGCAGAGGAGACACCACCGCGCGGCCCACUUUCAGCUUCCUGCUCACACAGCUGUGCAGCUUGCGAGCCGGCUGUUAUUUCUCGAAGAAAUUAGACGCCUUCAACAGCUUACUUGACCUCUGCAUUUUUGGUUUUCUCUCACCUUGCCUCUGGGAGAACAACAGGUUAUUUUAUCACGUUAGCGCCACUGUUUCAGGCAGUUUUUCCAGAAAGCAGUUUGACGCCAGGUUGGUUUGUUGAGAAUGCACACAUAUUCUAACACAUUACACAUGGUAACUGGGCAAAGGGAGAAGCUUUGCAAACCUUACAGCACCAGCUGGUAAAGUCCGUUCACUUCACUACUAACACAUGCACAUGGAGGAUCUCCUCUGUGAACAUCCUAGGACAGAUGCUUCAAGAACAUAGCUGAGCAGCUGGAUCCAAAGAGUCAGCUAUACAGAACGGUUUUUUAUGUACUGUGGUGGACGCAUUCUGGCAUGUAUUUCUAUCGUGCCUGCCCAGUGCUUUUACAUGGCUGAAACAUGAUUUACUAAGCAAAAAAUUGGAAGAAUGAUUUUAGAAAAGGUAUAAACAUGCUGGGCCUUAUCUUAGUUUGAUCGUUCAUGUCAAACCUCAAUGAGCUCAAGUGACUGUUGCAUAAGUACUCAACCACCUCAUGAACGAGCAAGUUCACCGAUCACAUGCGGCGGGGUGAUUUAACCUACUGAAUGUCAAGUUUGAUUUAAAAAAAAGUCAACCUUAACUAGUCAUGCACUAGGCAGCAGGUGCAUGGCUGAGUUGUGGAAAACAUCAAAGGCGCUCGCAGAGGAGCAGUGUAAGGUCUUGGCCGCAUAGCAUACCCUCCUCUCCUCAGGGGCCCAGCAUCCCUCAGAAACAGAAAAUGCUCGUGCAGAAAUCGCACAGAACAGCUGGAAACAAAAAGCACUCAGCGCCUACCUCGUGUGACAGACUAGCAGGGGUCUGUGUCCGCAGGGUACCUAUGGAAUUUCACCAGCACAGGUUCAAUUCCUUGAUGCAUUUGUAGUACAAACAGUAAAUCGAGGAACGAUAAUGCAGAUGUACUGACUGGCCCUAGUCGUGAAACGCAGCCAGUUUUUAAAUAGUGCACUUUCUGCAAAUCCUAUAUUUGCCUCCUAGGUCUCCAGCUGGGUUAGCCGCCUUCCUUGAUGAACUAGGAGCAAGUUGUACACAACUUUAAGAGAAAGUAGGCAAUUCCAAUGUCUUUGGUGUUCACUGCUAUAGGCCGAAUUGUCUUCAUGCAAGUAUACAAACUGCAAGCAGCUAAACUGGGCUCAUAAGUAUUAAGCAAAGAAGAGAACCAGAUCAGAAUCCCAGGUGGUACAUUACUAAUACAAGCGUGAUGUAAACAGAGACCAACACAUAAAUAAAGUUAGAAUACACUGGCUAUAUGUUCCUAUACAGGUUAAAUCACAUUCAGCACAGGCCUCCUCUGCUUUCCACAAUUUCUGUGUUCGUAGACAACAGCAUGUUUAUCUCCACUUAAUAAGAACUCAACUGAUUAAUCUGCUUGGCAUUUUUGAUUGAAAAAUGAAAAUGAGUAACUGUGUUAAAAUGUAAAUCACAUUUAAAAAAACUAAAAUUUACAGUGGCCAGAUCAUCAAAAUAAGCAGAAAAUGUACAGUAUGACUGCUAUGCUUUGUCUUCAUUAGAUUGGCACAGAUUAAAAAAAAAACAUUCACACCAGGUUCUAGUUCCAGCGCACACGGGUCCAUUAAAUUGGCUUUGAUCAUUUUUCUUAAAUACAAGCUGGAAUACGCCCCCUGACUCUGCUCAUUAAAUCUUUUCAGAACACAGAAAAAGCAAAAGUGAACUUUUAAAGCUUUUGGAAACCUUAAAAAAAUCUUUUAAGGGGCUCUAAAGGAAACUGACUCAAUCUUGACACUGUAAAAAACACCCAUCCAAUAUAAUAUUUAGAGAUGCAGUCUGUGCACAGCAGUGCCUGUAGGGGGCGAAGGUAAGCUCAGGGCACGAGGCCCAGGGCGGAGCUCCACUCUUUCACAGCCAGGGCUGUGGCACUCAGUGCCUUUGAGGGGGUACAACUGCAUGUAUUAAGACCCAGACGCAAAAUCACUUCAACUGGGUGUUGUCUUUCACAGGUCUUUUCAGUUUCUGGAGGGUUUGCCGUCUUCCAGCUUUUUAUUCUUUGACUGGUUAAUAAUGUAACACUUUUAGCCAGGCUGGGAAGUAAUUUACAGUUAACCAUGCCCUUAAUGAAGGGACUGGUUUCAGCCAUCAGCUGUAAAGCAGCUUAAAAAGACCUAAGUGUGGAAAUAAUUAGGUAAUUGGUUGCUCAAGUUGGAACAAACACCAGAAACACUCCAGAAUUAAGCGCGAGACCCCUAACCUUAUCUGUUAAGAUUAUCUCCAACUCAUCACUGGAGGUGCAGUUUAUCAGUCAGGGGUGGGAUUUGUGAGAAAAGGGGCGACUGAUAAUUUCCCCAGUAGAAUAACUGGUAACACAAACCCCCUGACAGAAACAAGCUUAAAUGCAGGGGAACACAAAGAACUAAAGUCAUCCUACGAACCAGAAACAAUAUGGCCGAGACUGAUGCACCACCUCCACUGGCUUUCUAAAACUAACAAGACACUCCUGCUACUCACGAACACCAUCUGGAAAGGGGCUCUUGGAGACAGUGCAGCAGGGCUGUGUGCUUUAUUUCAGUAAUAAAAACUGAAAAGGACAUAAAAUGUCACCACUUUACCAUAAAAGAAACAGUGUGCCGUUACACAAGUGAGCACGCAGCACAGUCCACUAGGCUAAAUGGAACCAGAAUUCCAGUCAUCCCACCAGGAAUCACUACCAAGAGUGAUCAGUGACAUUCAACAGGAGCUCCUGCCUCUUAAUGUUCUGCCAAAACUUUUCUGUGGGUCUGGAGACUACAGAGCUGAAAAAGCUUGUGCAUCCUGUUUGCCUGAAAAAUCAGUUAAUUGAGAAGAAUAAUAUGCUAAACUAAGGAAAAGGUUUCUGCAGAAAAACAGAUCAUAAUUCUCCCAGUUUAAAUAGCUCACUGCAAGAGGCAGGACCCAGGGGGCCUGCUUUCUCUAGAUCUGCACACCGUAUUUCAACAAAACCAUUACACCCCAAACUUUUAAGACAGAAAGGGAAUGACUCGGAGAUUAACCUAGCCCUCCAACAAUACUGGAGUGGAACCCAAAAUGAUUUUUUUCUUUUAACUGCUGUACAGAACCAAUUUCCCAGCUGGGAUAAAGGAAUUUUUAGUUGCUGCAAUUCCAAACACAGGGCAAGAGAACAGACUAGCAUUCUGAAGAGCUGUAAGAUAAAAAGGGGCUGGAGGACUAGAAAUCAUACAAUCCAGGUGCUGUCUUCACCCCUCCACCCAGGACCGAUUCCUAAAGGAAGCCCUGAGUCAAUUAGACAUUAGAUUUGAAACACAGUCCAGCCUGUGCUUUUCCUGCUAAAGCCCACAUUUACAACACUGUCUUCCAAGGUCUAGCCUGCCCGCCCCACAAACUCCAGAUCAGACGUCUUCUGGCGUUUUGACCAUGAAGACUGAGCUAUGCUGAAGUGCCCUCUGUGAGGGGAGAAAUGAUGGAGACCGCCAGCAUACCAAACACCACGUGUUCAGCUCUGGACACGUAACAUCAAAUUGGAUUUUGCGUUUUUUUCCCUGUGCUGAAAGAGCAAGCUUUAAAACUCCUGCACAACUCUGAAAUAAAACAUGCGAGAGGUAAAUUUACGAUGGCCAUCUGGAAUUGGUUUCUGAAUAAAGCUGUUCUGGACCAGCAGAGAGGUGCCAAGUGCAAAAGCUCACGAAACGGUCCGACAGAGGUAAGAGCUUAAAUGCUCCCGUGCUGCCAGUAAGAAUGUGGAGAUGAUACCGGAAUUUUACAGCUUGGCCGACAAAUGUUACCCCACUCAAAAACUGCAAAGUAUGUGCUGGGAGAAGAGACAACCCCUCCCCACCAACAGAUUGAAACAUGAUGGCUUUCUUCUUUUACCACAAAAAUGUCUCCAGGUCAGAAGGUCAGAACUGUGCUGUAGAUUUGAAGUUUCACACAGGUAGUGAGCAGGCAGCCAGCAGCAUCAGCUUUGUCUGGGGCAGGGUUUUGUUUAAAACCGUGACAUUAAUGAGAAUUUAGGCCAUGCCGUUUGGGCAGCGAGCAGCUCUUAAAAUAAGAACACCAACACAUUCCAACUAUUACACCUCUCCGAACAGCCAGUCUCCUCCCUGCUCAUCCAGCCAGAAGCAGUGAAAACACAAAUAAAUGCAGAUAAGCUUUACAGUCGGGGAAAAGCCAAAGAGAAUUUUCUUUAUUUUCACAGGGCUAAUUUGGGAAUACGCCAGGUACACACUCACUAAAUUUUUCCAAGAGGUGCUAAAGCUGUUGCUCAGUGUGCUGCUGUUCCAGGAAAUAAGCCCUGUCCUAGCAACUCCAGACCCUGGCACAUCCACAUGUUUAUUCCUUUAUGUUGGAGUGGUGGUGAGAGCCCAGUCUUAUCUGGCAGUGUAGUUUGGGAAUCAUGUCACGUCAAGGGCCAUGAAAAUAAUUUGGCUAAAGACUGUGUUCAGGGUUUUUUUUGUGAGAAUGCAUGUUAGUUUCUCAAACACUAACCACCAAACUCUCAGCCACAAGACACUGUUGCCCAGAUUCAAAACAUUUAGUCAAACUGAGAACUAAGUCCGUUCCAACACUCCCCACCAAUGACUAAAAAUAAGUAGAUAUUUCUUUUUAAGCAUGUUUACACCUGAAUGACACUGACUUAUGUUUACCAUAGCAGGAUUGCAUUUCUCCUGACCAAGCCAAAUUUUUAUGGCCAUGAGCUCACAUCUAAAAUGCACAUCAUUCUUAAGCAGCAAAUGAAGCAGUGCUGUAUUAUGAUGUCGAUGAGCUCUCAUCGUCCACCAGGAGCUCCCAGCACCGCAGAGAGGAACAUUGGAAAGCUGAAAUGAGCUGGACACUCCAGGGGUCAAAGCAGUAUCGAGCAGACCGCAUGAAAUGCAUCCGACGACAACGUGCAAAAGCAACCUCUCCAAUUAACCCAGGAGACAAAAAUUCCCAUUGCCGUUAAACUGUAAAUUCACAUUGAUUUAAUAAAGUACUGAAGUAACGAGAUUUAAUAAUGUGAUUAUUUAAAGAAUAAAAAAAAAAAA